AAGGGACUGGGAUGGGAGAGAAGGAACCACUCAGCUGGGCAGAGAGACUUUCCCAUCCAUUGGCACAAGAUGGACAGAGAAAAAUGCCAGCGCCAUGUUGAUAAUGAGUAUGAAACGCAUGAAAAUAUGGAAACCAUUCAGUCUGCCAUGAAGAACAUGGAAGUUAAUGAAGAAGAUAAAGAAGAGUAUAAUGAUCUGAAGGCAAGUGAAACACUGAGGACACAGAAGAGAUUUCUGGUGGUUCUGGUGAUCCUGCUGAUAACUGCAUUUAUUUUCCUGAUAAUCCUGACCAGCCUGGUGUUCAUACAUUAUUCUAUUGUUACAAGUCAACUGCAGCAGGCAGAUGAGGAGAAAGCCAUCCUUGUAUCACAAAUCAUGACCAUUAACCAGACUUUGGAACUAACCUGCCGACGCUGCCCCUCUGGCUGGAGAAUGGUGAAUUCCUUUUGUUACUAUUUUGAUAACAAUCAGCAGACCUGGGAGGAGGCUAAUAGUAACUGUGUCAACACAACCUCUGUGCUUCUUAUUCUAGACGAUGAUAAAGAAAUGAAAGCUCUGGUGCCAUUAAUUGGUUCUGAGCACUACUGGAUAGGCAUGUAUCGUGUAGCUCCUGGGCAGAAUAAGUGGAAAUGGAUCAAUGGCAGAGAUCUUCACUUCACUUCCUGGCUCCAAAAUGAACCCAAUAAUCUAGGGAACGAGAACUGUGUGGAGAUAUACAAUGGGGGCUGGAAUGAUCGUAUUUGUACUGCAAAGUACUCAUAUAUCUGCAAAAUUCCCCAGCAGUAUUGUUAGAGGCUCCCAACCAUGGCGCCGUACCCUUAAAUAAUCAAACCCGAUGUAUAUCUGUACGUGUUUUUUCUUAUUUACUUUGUAAUGUGCUGCUAUACUUUUUGUAAUUGAUGCUGAAAAACAAACAUUAUGACAAAACAGUAUUUAACAAUACAAUUACAUUGGCAACAAGUCAGUUGAUUUCUGCAUGUUUUUAACAGUAAACCUUAGCAGAUGUGUUUUAUUUGUGCUAUGAGCUAUCUAUUCGUUCCCCUGAAUCUUCCGUAGCAAAACUAAUGCUUCCUUGUGCAUUUUCAGGCCAAGAAACCUUUAGUUUUAGUAAUUUUGUCUGCCAGAUAAAAUAUUGUGUCCAAAAAUCUGCCCCAUGUGCCAUUAGCUUCAGACUCUCUGAGUCAGUGAGAGUAAAGCCCAUCAAUACACUUGUAAAUAAUAGUACAUUAUUACAUCCAAGAGAAAUAUCCCCACAUCCUAAAUACAUUUCACAGUUAGAAGCAGAGAGUACUGACACCCCAAAUACAGUGGGUGGAAGCCCAAAUACAUUAUAUACAGUAAGAGGCAAUGGGUCCUAUAACUCUCCCAAAAAGCAGGUUACCUGAAGGCUGGAGUAGGUUUCAGCAUCCUACAGGUCAAUAUUAGCUCAGAAAUUGUCUGCAUUGCUCAAAAUGCAUUCAUCUAGUGGCAGAUGUGAGAAUAGCACCCAAAAGGGUAAAAUAACAGCCAAUAAAAAGGUAUUACUGGUAUUAUUUUUGGAGGAGGGUGGAUGAAUGAUGCCACCAGUCUGGGUAGGGUUGGGCUGGAAUAAGGUGCAAACCCUGGGUUAAAAUCAAAUCUCUGUAGAAGAGAAAGCAUGUAAACAAGGAUCAGGUGGAGCAGGCUAGAUCCAAAGGGAUGUAAUUACUUAAGUAUACAUUUUCUCCUCAUCUAAUGCCAUCAGGUUUGUGUCAAAACAUCCAUUGUAUUUUCAUGGCAAUAAUGUAUAUUCACUUAAAAUUGUAAUCACACCAUUGUGAGCAUAAUGUGAGAUAAUAAAUCAAUUGUUGUACAACCAUUGGCACCCAAUAAAUGUGUGUUUGAGUGAAGCUGU
Messenger RNA from Xenopus tropicalis (tropical clawed frog), 1873 nucleotides. RefSeq names its product CD209 antigen-like protein C (gene reg1a). The record is from RefSeq and is a predicted model, not a curated record. Gene Ontology annotation, molecular function: carbohydrate binding. The transcript has 8 exons. Lineage: Eukaryota; Metazoa; Chordata; Amphibia; Anura; Pipidae. Bases 70 to 792 code for a protein of 240 amino acids.